CUCUGCUCUCUUGCGUUUAGCCCUCCUUCUGUAUCUACGUUUUCGUUUUCGUUUUCGUUUUUUUCUUUUUCCCCUUUUUCGGAUGUGGUUCUUCAAUUUUCAUAGACUACAUUUCAUAGCUUUAAAUAGUUUACAUCUCGCUGCAAACCAAUCGGGCCCUAGCCGUAGGGUUUAUUCUUAAAUCACUGUAUAAAAAGAGAGAGAAGGAAAUUUGGUUGGAGGAAUAAUUUUGUGUAAUUUCAUUUUUGAAUUUGUUUUUCUCAUUCUCUGAGUAAUUCAGUUGGAUUGGAGUUCUUGUCGUGUGAGGGAAAGAUAGAUUACUAGUGUUGUUUGUGAAUCGGGAUUAGUUGAUCGUUGUUAGGGUUUCUGGGGCUGUGUUAUUGUAGUCGUGAGAGAAGGAAAUGGACAAGAAGAAGGCUGCCGUGCCGCUUGUUUGCCAUGGGCAUUCUAGGCCUGUCGUGGAUUUGUUCUACAGCCCGAUCACACCCGAUGGCUUCUUUCUUAUCAGUGCCAGUAAGGAUUCUACUCCAAUGUUGAGAAAUGGGGAGACUGGUGAUUGGAUUGGAACCUUUGAAGGGCAUAAAGGUGCCGUCUGGAGUUGCUGUCUGGACUCUAAUGCCUUACGAGCUGCAUCUGCCUCUGCAGAUUUUUCUGCGAAAUUGUGGGAUGCAUUAACUGGGGAUGAGCUGCACUCUUUUGAACACAAGCACAUUGUUCGUACUUGUUCCUUUUCAGAGGAUACACACCUUCUACUCACUGGUGGAUUCGAGAAAAUUCUACGAAUAUUUGAUUUGAAUCGUCCAGAUGCACCUCCAAGAGACGUCAACAGUUCUCCUGGUUCUAUUAGGACCGUAGCAUGGCUUCACAGUGACCAGACCAUUUUAAGCUCUUGUUCUGAGACUGGUGGUGUUAGGUUGUGGGAUGUAAGAAGUGGCGAAAUUGUUCAAACACUAGAGACUAAAUCCCCUGUAACUAGUGCUGAAGUGAGCCAGGAUGGACGCUAUAUAACAACUGCUGAUGGGUCUACUGUGAAGUUUUGGGAUGCAAAUCAUUUUGGAUUAGUGAAGAGCUAUGAUAUGCCCUGCAAUGUGGAGUCAGCUUCAUUGGAACCAAAGCUUGGCAACAAGUUUAUUGUUGGAGGAGAAGAUAUGUGGGUCCAUGUACUAGAUUUCCAUACUGGAGAAGAGAUAGGAUGCCACAAGGGUCAUCAUGGUCCUGUCCAUUGUGUGAGAUUUGCACCUGGUGGUGAAUCCUAUGCUUCAGGAUCUGAGGAUGGUACCAUCAGAAUAUGGCAAUCAGGCCCUGUGAAUCACAAUGAGAAUGAGUCAUCACUUCCUGGGAAUGGACCGACUGAGAAAGUGAAGGCUUCCGCCGAUGAAGUUACUGGUAAGAUUGAGAAUUUACAAAUCACCAAGGAAGGGAAGAAUGUAGACAAGAAGGACAAGGCAAUAGACAACUGACUUGGCCUCUGAUCUUGUGUAAUACAUUCAGUGGUUUUCUGGCUUUCCAGGUGAUGAGCAAGUGCAAUUUACUGGCCCUGAUAUUUGGUCAUUGAAUAGACUCUUAUAGUCUUAUUGUAUCUUUCCUUCUUUCAUUGUAGGACAAGGAAUAUAUGUUCUACAACUGGAUUAUAUGAUUUUGACCAUUAAAGGUCUGACAAGAGGGGAAAAGGGUUAUUGCCAGCAAACCUCUUAAUCAAAAAAUAUGAGUUCUGCUUGAACUAAUGCA
This is a messenger RNA of Tripterygium wilfordii, 1728 nucleotides long. RefSeq names its product serine-threonine kinase receptor-associated protein-like. Gene Ontology annotation, cellular component: SMN complex. The transcript is spliced from 7 exons. Bases 402 to 1460 code for a protein of 352 amino acids. Gene Ontology annotation, molecular function: protein binding; RNA binding. The record is from RefSeq and is a predicted model, not a curated record. Gene Ontology annotation, biological process: spliceosomal snRNP assembly. NCBI's taxonomy places the organism in Eukaryota, Viridiplantae, Streptophyta, Magnoliopsida, Celastrales, Celastraceae.